AUGUUCAGUUUCUCUCUUCAUUUCCUCUUUUUCAUGGAAAGGAUUGGAGAACGACAUCAAAGAUUAUUCUGGAAAGUUUUCAUCUAUCUAUCUAUCUAUCUAUCUAUCUAUCUAUCUAUCUAUCUAUGUCUGUUCAUAAUUGUCUAUCUAUCUAUCUAUCUAUGUCUGUUCAUAUCUAAUCUCAUAUAUGGACGUUAUUAUAUUUCCUUGUCACAAUUCAUAUUUUUCCUUUCCUCGUCGCAACGGCCUCAAUCUUUCAUUCCCCUCUUUUCUCUUCUCUUCUUGUUCGUCAGUUUUGCACCAGUGAAAAGUUUGGAGGAGGAUGGAGUCCGUGAUGAAAAUGCAGACGUUAGUUUAUUGCUGAAUUCAUUGACCGGUCGUUUCCGCCCUCCGGCCAAACGCCAAUUCUGUCCGCCUGGAUAUUUUUAUAAUCCGGUGUCUACAUCUUGCAUGGCUUCUUUGUCAGUGAGUAUGAAUCGGAAAAUCGUGACUAGAUUCCUAUUAUCUUUGUUCAUCAGUCUUUCAGACAUUUUUCUUUAUCUUUCUCCUUUCGUUCAUUUUGAUUCGUUUUCAAUUUUUUCUUUCUCUUUUCUUUCAUUACGUUUCCUUUUUUCUUUGUCCUUUUUUCAUUUUUAUUCGUUUUUCUUUAUUCUUUCAUUCAUUUUUCGUUUCCUUUUUUUCUUUUUCUUUCUCAUUUCUUUCAUUUUUAUUUGUUCUUCUUAUUCUUUCACCUUUUAUUCGUUUUCCUUUGUGCUUUUUUCAUUUUCUUUACUUUUUCUUUUUUUCCCUCUCCUUUCCUUCCUUCCUUCCUUCCUUCCUUCCUUCCUUCCUUCCUUCCUUCCUUCACUCUCUACCUCUCUCCAUCCAUCCAUCCAUCCAUCCAUCCAUCCAUCCACAUGUCUUUAUUCAUUGUCUUAA
This is a messenger RNA of Acanthosepion pharaonis, 918 nucleotides long. Lineage: Eukaryota; Metazoa; Mollusca; Cephalopoda; Sepiida; Sepiidae. The record is from the annotation of a GenBank genome assembly.